AUGACUGGCCACGGCACCUUCCAGUACCUGAGGCUCCGAACCGCCGCCGCCAUAAUGCGCACCCUCGCGGCCGGAUUCCAAGGUCACCUCAGAGCCAUCCCCGCCGACUCCAACAGCGAGGCCCUCCAGAUCCCCUCGCGAGACGCCGGCAGGACCAUCGAGGCUCGCCUUUACUACCCGGGCGAGAAGGACAGCCCGCCUCCCGCCUCGCCCCUGCCCGUCCUCAUCAACUGGCACGGCGGCGGCUUCACCAUGCCCAACCUGGGGCUGGACCACGAGUUCCUCACCCGCGUCGCCCAGGCGAACAACAUGCUCGUCCUGGACGCCGACUACCGCAAGGGGCCCGAGGACCCCUUCCCCGCUGCGAUCCACGACGCCGAGGACGUGAUGAAGUACGUCGAGGCCCGCCCGAGCCAGUUCGACGUCACCCGCGUGGCCCUGUCAGGCGGCAGCUCAGGCGGCGUCGUGGCCCUCGUGGCCGCCUCGUCGCUGCGAGCCCGCCUUGAGACCCUCCACGUCCGGAGUGUCGUGCUCUUCUACCCGGGCACCGACCUGGCCGAGGCGCCCGAGGACAAGGUGGUCCCCCACCCGAUCAAGGCCAUGCCGCCAAAGCUGCUGCACAUGUUCUACGACAACUACGCGCCCGACGUGGCGACGCGCAAGGAUCCCCUCGUGUCGCCGCGGUUCGCCGACCCGGCGCUGUUCCCCGCGUCGGUGGUCAUCUUCACUGCCUCGGGGGAUGUCCUCGCGCCGGAGGGGAACGAGCUGGCCAAGGUGCUUGAUGACGGCACGCGGAGGGUCACCCACAUGGAGUUGGAGGACGCUCCGCACGGUUAUGAUAAGGGACCUGCUGAGGGCUCGCACCUGUGGGAGCUCAAGGAGCGGUCGUAUGGCAUUGCCGUCGAGGAGCUUGCCCGGGCGUUGGAGAUUCAGAAGGAGUAG
Molecule: messenger RNA, 942 nt
Organism: Clonostachys rhizophaga
Lineage: Eukaryota; Fungi; Ascomycota; Sordariomycetes; Hypocreales; Bionectriaceae
Source: the annotation of a GenBank genome assembly